AUUUACCAUAGACAGAUAGAUUGGAAUGUCAAAGUGCCAGUGCAGACUUCAUCAUACAUUCAAGGCUGGACAACUGUGUGUUCACCAAUUCACAUUCACCAUGUAAUGGAUUGUAUGGAGGAAUAAAUUGAUAAUUUGUUUCUAAAAGCCUCAAUCAGAAUUUUGAACUAUUUCUGAUUGCAUUCUGCUGCACUUUUGUUACACAACACUUGUCAUUUACAAUCAAUGGAUUUAGGAUGGCAUCGGAUUAUUUCACUGAUAGAGAUGAGAUACUACGCAUCCACUAAACAGAAUGGAGUUACAGGGAGUAAAAUGAUGAAUAUAGUAUGGAUUUUAUUGCCUUGUUUAUUCACCGUCGCUUCAUGCAUUUCGCGUUGUCAUCAACACAAGAUGAUUUUUUCAGCAAAUACAACUGGCAUCAUUUCCGAUGGAUCAAACGAUUAUUUUUCAAACCAAAGAUGUGAAUGGUUAAUUACAAGUCCAAAUGCAACCAAAUUUCCAUAUAUUUCUCUCAAAUUUCUGGGCAAAAAAACUGAAUGUAGAUAUGAUUAUGUGAUGAUAUAUGAUGGUGAGUCAUAUGAUGGUCGACUACUGGCAACAUUGAGUGGGGAUUCUACAACAGUACCACUUCACCAAAUAUCAGCGGGAAAUGGGAAGAUGCUUGUUUAUUUAUUCAGUGACAUCAAUACUGAUUUUGAUGGAUUUGAAGCUUCCUUUACAAUCAGUGAAUGUCUAAAUAAUUGCUCAGGACAUGGAAGAUGCUUCAGACAAAGAUGUUCCUGUAAUGAAGGAUGGACAGGGUCUGACUGUUCACAACAUGCUUGUCCACACAAUUGUGAGAAUGGAAAAUGUCGUACAGAAACUAGAUCUAAAAAAUGCAACUGUCGGCCUGGUUACAUUGGCACUGGAUGUAGAAUGGACACAUUUUAUGAUGAUAAGGGUGGAUGGUGGACGACUGUUUAUGACUACAAAGAUGAGCCAGGGAGCAAAGGCAGAGCUGCUCAUACUGGUGUAUUCAUCUAUCCUAAUUUUUAUAUAUUUGGUGGAUAUGAUUUGAAUAAACCUCUUGGUGAACUUUUACGAUAUAACUUUGAAGUAAACGAGUGGCUGUUACUACAAUCUCCUGUACAUUCACAACCAUCUCCAAGAUUCUGGCAUUCGAUGACCGCUGUCGAUGAAGUGAAUUAUGUUCCCCAAUUACUUUUAUAUGGGGGGGAAUUAGGGGAAGAAAAGCUAAGUUCCGAAACAUGGAUUUAUAAUACAGCAUCGAAUGCCUGGCGUAAGCAUGUUGGCUAUGAAUGGCACGAUGCCCCUCCUGCUCUUUGUCAACACACAACUGCUCUUGUCCAUUCUGAUCAUCGUCAGUAUGUUUAUCUUUUCGGAGGGAGAACUAGCAAUGCCCCAGAUGAGGGCUUGUCAUCUGAGAUGUUUCGUUUCAAUUGGGAAAUCAAACGCUGGGAAAGGGUUAAAUAUGACCCGAAUGGCGUGAAAGAGUCAAUGUUAAGAAUGGCUGGACAUUCAAUGGUUUAUGAUAUGGUGGAUGGAAGUCUUGUUGUUUUUGGCGGAUUACGUAUGGAUCUUUUACAAAAAGCAGUUUACUCGAGCUCUGUGUUUCUUUACAGCUUAGAAUUUAAUAGAUGGGCCGAGGUUGUGGCAUCAGAUCCCAAAAUCAAUGCCUACAAUAUUGAACCUCUCGUCUUCCAUUCUGCAAACAUCGUCGGCGAUUACAUGAUCGUACAUGGUGGUAAUACACACAGUGAUAAAUGCUAUAACAGCAAGACUCAUUUUUAUAAUUUACGCUGUCAUUCUUGGAUUGCCGAUAUUGCCCCACAUGUUCUACAUCCUCGCGGACAAAUGGUUUAUGGACGAUACGGCCAUGUAGCUUCUGUAAUGAAUCACAAUGUUGUUCUUGUACAUGGGGGAUAUGACGGAGCAAUGUCAGGAAAAUUACUGGCGUAUAAGUUACCCAAACUCACACCCUACGUCCCCCCGGAAGAAGUAAUGAUUGCUUGCUCAGAACAUAUGAACGACAUGUCUUGCAACACGGAUUAUGCAAAUGGUUGUGUGUGGUUAAAUCGAAAUUGUGUCAGUGGAGAAGGUUUAUCACCUGUUUGUGGGAGCGUCUGCCCACUUUUAAAAGAUUGUGUCUCGUGUACGAGUUUUAAAAGCUAUAUUCGAAAUUCAACAUAUGGAUGGAAUCCCUAUAGUUGUGCAUGGUGUGUACAAGAUUCAACCUGUGUUACUGUAAAUGGAAGAGACAACUUAGAUGUCUGCAAGUAUAAAGCCAACAAACAAGGGUUAUAUCCUUGGUGGAGUUCAAACAGUACAAAGUUAUUGCAAGAUCCUGAUAGUUGUCUUAAAGAUAAUAUUCAACCAGGUGCCAUUGCAGCAGAAUAUCAUCCAGUUCCUGAUUUCUCAUUGCCGGACAAGGUUUCUUAUUUAACUCAAAUUAACUUCAAACAAAAAGGUGAACAAACAACAGUCAUAAGAGACCAUGUUCUACUGAUACGUGGAUUUAUACACCUUGAUAAAUUUAACGGAAAUUACUUAUAUUUACAACUCUCAUCAACAAAAGGAAGGGCAGAGAUUCUUUUAAGUACCAGUGAUUCACCAUCCGAUCUUCAAACGAUUGUUGAAACUGUACAGAAGGAUUCUUUGACACAAAACACAUCUCGUGCUAUUCCAUUGAGGGGAUUAAAGCAAUCUAGGCAUUUUAUAGAGAUAAAAUUCACGCAUACUGGAAUGACGAAAUGGACUGGUGGAAUACAAGUAGGAUGGGCAACAACUGUUUAUGGGAAGUCAGAAUCGAAAUUCAACACACUGACAUCUGAUUUUCUCGAGCCUUAUCAAAGUACAUCACUACCAGAAUCUAUAAUUGUACCAUCUUGUAAUGCAUUGUUGACUUGCCUUGCUUGUAUGACUGAUGCAUCUUGUGCAUGGUGCGAUUCAAGAUCAGUUUGUGUAGAAAGAAGUAUAUUGGUUUAUCGACCUUACUGGUGCAGCCCAACAGGUACUACCAUAGUAUCUGGUCAUGCAGGAAUGAUAUUGGAACCAGGAUCAUGCAGCGUGUGUUCAGAUUAUUUAACAUGUUCCCAUUGUUUAUCUUCUAUACAUUGUGAAUGGCAGGAAGACCACUGUAUCAGGAAGGGUAGCGGAGAUAACAGUACCUCUGAUCCGUCUCAAUGUCCAGUUUCAUGUCAUCAAAGACAAGACUGUUCGUCAUGUCUUGAAAAUGAAGAUAACUACGGCAGAACCCUGAAAUGUGCAUGGUGUUCAACAUUGAAAAAAUGUUACAGAUUAACUCGCUAUCAUUUAGCAGCAUACCCAUUUGGGCAAUGUGGAUUUUGGAUUGAUAAACAAGAACAAUGUUCUGAAUGUACAGAACAUAAAACAUGUCAGACUUGCUUGGGAAGUUUUCAAUGUGGAUGGUGUAGCGUGACAUCAAAUCCAUUGCAGGGUUACUGUACAAAAGGUGGAUUUGCUUCUUCUGAAAUAAAAUGUGAUUCAAGAUAUCUUCCAUCAGAUAAUAUCACUGACUCACUGAUAUGGAAUUAUUCCUCAUGCCCUGAUGUCAAUGAAUGCCAACUUGUCGAAUGGCCCAAAGGGAAUAAACUUCACGAUUGCCAUCUUGACGCGACGUGUACUAACACAAAUGGAUCUUAUUUAUGCAACUGUAAUUCUGGAUUCGCAGGAAAUGGAAUCGAGUGUGAAAGAACAUGUUAUAUGGAAUGUGUCCAUGGGUUAUGCAUUGGACCUCCUGAUUACACAUGUUCCUGUGAAUUAGGAUGGACAUCUCACAAUGAAUCAUCAGAAGAUAAUCAGACAAUGACUGAGUGUGAUUUAGAUUGUGGAUGCAAUUUAUUGAGUACAUGCAACAAAGGACCUGGUAUCUGCGACAGCUGCCAACAUCAUACCACUGGGUCCCAUUGUGAACAGUGUCUCACUGGUCAUUUUCAUGCUAAAGACCCAGGAGAUGGAUGUCAACCUUGUGAAUGUAACGGACAUGGUUGGGAAGAAGCAGGUCUGUGUAAUCAAGACACUGGUGAUUGUUUCUGCCAGCAUCACACAAAAGGGCCAUCAUGCGAGUUUUGUGAGGAUAACUAUUAUGGAGAUCCUAGAAAUGGAGGGAGAUGUUACCAUAAAUGCGGAGGUCGAGUUAUUUUGAAAGACGAAUAUGGGGCAUUCGGUUCGUGGGAAGUUAUCAGGAGAAAAGAUAGAUCAAUGUUGAAAAGAGAAAUGAAAAGAAUCGACAUUGAUGUCGUUAACUGCGAGUGGUCGAUAUUUACAAAUUUCUCUGAUUCUGAAAUGAUUGUAAUCACUCUACAGAAGGACAUUAACGUACCAUGCUAUAUGAAUCAAGUUUUGAUAUACGAUGGAACACUUAGUGAUGGAUUAGCAACAUUGCUUGGAUCGUUCUGUGGAUCAAAAUGGAAAAAUGAUAUCGUGGUAGAGGCUAUAUCAGGUUCAGCAACCGUGCAAUACGCUGAUGUUCUUCCUACUAACAUGCCUCAUCUACUAGGAUUCAAUGCAACUUUUGAGGUCAUACCAUACUGUCCUGCGCCUAAAUUUUACUUCGAAUCGAGUGCUGAAGUUCCGACAUUCGAAUUCAGUGGUGAUAAUGAGUAUGUUUUCAAUACAUCAUUUUCAGAGAUAAAUGACUCUGAUGCUUGUGAUAAUGCCACAGUGCAAGAUAACUAUUGUUCUUCACAAUGUUACAGUCAUCUUGGAUAUGGUGUUUGCAAAAAUGGUAUCUGCCAUUGCUUCAAUGAAUUCACAGGACCUGAUUGUUCUAUCGAUAAAAACAAUUUCUAUCAACCAGUCAAUCUGCAAAUGAAAUGGAGCAGUGAAUUUAUGGUAGCAGGAGAUUAUUCCUAUCCUGGUGAUAGAGUUGGACAUGUUCUAAUUCCUAUGAAACAGUCAAUAUGGCUUCAUGGUGGUUUUGAACGAGGUCAACGAGCGUUAGAUGAUUUAUGGAGAUAUGAUAUUGCUAAUAACGACUGGAUAAUGUACAAAGAGAACACAACUUAUCCCUCUGCUAGAUAUUAUCAUGUUGGUGCUAAACAUCCGAAGGAAGAUAAGUUUUAUAUGCAUGGUGGCAUCCUUGAAGAUGGUCACACUAGUUCAGAACUCUGGAUGUUUGAUCGAGAUAAGAAUUGGCAGUUAAUCAACACAAGCAGACCAUUACCGGCAUUGGCAGGCCAUACAAUAACUUUCUGUGAAAAUAGUUCUACUGUUUAUAUCAUCGGUGGAUAUAAUUCUAAAUCUGGAUAUAAUAGAAAUGUGUGGACGUUCAAUCCGAUGGAUGAAGCAGUCACAAUUAUUCACAAUAAAUUGAUUCAUUCACCAUUGGUUUAUGGCCACACAGUUGUUUGUGACUGGACAACCGGAAUUCUUUAUUUGUAUGGUGGAUUGGAAACAUCUCGUAUACAAAUGCCAUCUUCCCAUGAGCUGAUUUAUGCAUUUGAUACAAAAGUUUUGCAAUGGAGUCCUGUCUUUCUCGGAGGCAAAAUUCCUGUUCUGCCACAAGCAAGAGCAUUUCAUAUGGCAGUUCCAUAUCACUCAGAUAGUAUGAGAGGCAUGGUAGUUAUUGGUGGAAAAUUAUCCUCUGGUGAAACAACAGAUGAAAUAUGGUUCUUCAGAUAUGAAUGCAAUACUUGGAUCAAACUUAUUGAUGGAAUUCACCCAGAUAAUCUAUCGCUGACAUUAGUGAAGGCCAUUCCUGCAUCAGCUUCGGUAGCAACUGUUGAUAACGUACAUUAUAUCUAUGGUGGGAAUAUUCAUGGAAAAUUCAACACUAAUAUGAUGGUUCUCUCAGACAUUGAGCCCUGCAUGGCUAUGAAAACAAUGGAUGAUUGUGAGGAACUUGAAUGUAAGAUGAAUGUUGUCAAUGGUUCUUCGAUUUGCUUUCCGACUGAAAAGAAGAUGAGUAACACAUCAUCGCCAUCCUUGGUUGAACCAACAAAAUGCGGAGUACAGAUUUCACCAAAUUGUUCAUUUCUUAGAGAUUGCAAAAGUUGUGUUAGUAUAUCACAAUGCCAUUGGUGUGAACCUCAGUCUAACAUUCUCGUUGGGAAAGAUAAUUGUCAACCGGUGGAAAAAGCUUGCGAUGGAGAUGCCUCAGUGUCUGUGAAGAAAGAUUGCAAUCAUUGUAUUCAUUCAUCUUGUUCAUCGUGUGAUAGAAAGCCUGGAUGUUCCUGGGAUAAAGAUGGGGUUAUGGAUGAAUCUUACAAUAAAGUCAUGAAAUCAUAUACAUGCCAUAAAGAUACGAUGGCCAUCGAGACAUAUGAUUAUUACAGUACUUCUCCAUCAGAUUAUCCCACUAUGCAGCCUGCUGUUCCCAUGUAUCAUGGUGGCCAUAUGUGCUCUACAAGUUGUGGUACACAUACAACAUGUGCUACGUGCCUUGGUUUUGACGACGUAUGGCAAUACUGUGUGUGGAGUAAAGGACUAAAUAGGUGUGUUGAUCCGGCUUUUGUACCUAUACUUUGUCAACCAGAUGGUUUAUGUGGUGUUACGUCAAGCAAAGGAUCGACCUCAUGCCCUGUAUCGAGAUGUGAAGAACUCAGAUCAUGUUGGAAAUGCAUCAAUGAAGCAAGUUGCCAUUGGAUUCAAUCUGGUUCUUCUGGUUAUUGUCAUGAUAUAGCAUACAAGGAUUCCAAAGCUGACGGAACAUGGUAUUAUUAUGAAUGUCCUCCUGAAAAUGAAUGUGAAAACAGAAUGAAUGAUUGCAUGAAUGAUGAUGAAAACCGAGAAACUUGCAACGAUUUGCGACAAGGAUACGAAUGUGUAUGCCAAGAUGGUUAUAAUAGAUCUUCAGAUAUUAGUCCAUGUACACCCGUCUGCAGUAAAGGUUGUUUCGAAGGUGAAUGCGUUGCACCAGAUACUUGUAAAUGCAAGUUUGGAUAUACAGGAGUUAGUUGCAAUGUAUCUUGUAAAUGUAACAGACAUAGUAAUUGCAAAGAUGCUGAAAAUCCUAAUGUAUGUCUUCAUUGUCACAACAAUACUGUUGGCAAUCAAUGUGAGUCUUGUGCACUUGGUUAUGUCGGAGAUCCAACUAAGAACAUUACUUGUGUGAAAUGUAAAGAAGUUUGCAAUGGAAGAUCUGAAAGUUGUGUUUCAAAAUCUUCUCCUAUUGCAUUGAGGGGACCAACAUUAGAUGAUGUUAUCUGCAUAAAAUGCAAAGAUUAUAGUCAGGGUGAUCGAUGUCAAGAAUGUAAAGAUGGAUAUUUCAUGCUCAAAGGUCUUUGCCACAAAUGCCAAUGUAAUGGUCACAGUGAAAUAUGUGAUAGAAAGACUGGUGGAUCUUGUAAAUGUCAAAAUCAUACAACAUCAUCUGACACCAAGUGCCUUACGAGUGCUCAAGAUUCAUAUCCAAGUUAUUGCUGGACAAAACAAUGUGAUAAAUGUUCUCCAACUUAUCAAGGAGAACCAAAGAAUGGUGGCCAUUGCUAUAGACAGGUUGCUAUGGAAGAUGACAUGUGUUUCAGCAUUGAUUCUCCUUCCUCAUGUCCUGCUAUUGAUUAUGGAUCUAAUGGACAAACAGUAAAUACACUUGGAGAAACGAGGCAUGUACUUCCAGCAGGGCAGGCUAUCUUGUUUGCUCUCAACCCGAAAUACACUAAUGUUGACAUUAGAAUUAUGGUCGAUGUUACUUUUGGAGAAUUGAGCUUGUUUUUAAGUGAUGACCCUGCCGCUUUCCGUGUGUUAACUGAUAAGAAUUCAAAGAAACACAAAGUUGUUCCGAACGAAAAUUUAAUUAUAGAAAAACGCAAUAGACGUUCUCUGGACAGAAAUGAAAAUGAUGACGCACCAGCAGGAUCUUUGUCUGAUGAAAUUAACCGAAUGGAAAGGUCAUAUAAGAAUGGUAAUUUCCAAGGAGCAUCAUGGGAAUCUGAUGACGAAGUAUCAAACGAUUCACUAGAGAAUGAUAUGGAAUUACUUGCUGACGAACCGGCUCUUGAUAAAAAAUUAAAAUUAAGUGUGACCAAUGCUACUGAAUUCAACUCUUUUGCAUCUCUGCCUCGAAACACAGCUCUUAUCGUUGAAAGAGUUUUAAACAGGCUUGUUAUAUCAAUUCGUCACACUGAGUUUGAUUUAAAAACUGCAAAAUUUUAUGUCAUAUUACUCGGACGACAAUCUCAAGAACCGAUUCGUAGUGACCAAUCAACCAUUGUUGAAGAAGAUCGGCACAGAGAUAAGCGCUCUCCGUCAAAAGUGAUCGAGUAUAAAGUUUUGGAUAAAUCUGCAGGACAACUGGUGUUCAGACAAGAUCAAACUCACAUCGAUUUGUUUGUGUUUUUCUCCGUUUUCUUCUCCUGUUUCUUCCUAUUCUUGGCAAUAUGUAUCGUAACAUGGAAAGUAAAACAAGUUAUGGACAUUCGCCAAGCAAUGCAUGCACGUCAUAUCGAAAUGCAGCAUAUGGCUAGUCGGCCAUUCGCUACUAUCUAUGUGAUGCUUGACAACUACAUACCUGAACCACUGUUCUACACACGAAAAGGCAAAUUCAACAAGCCAUUGGAAACCAGAACAAGCUCGAUCAUUUCUGAUACAACAACACAGUUGUUUCAAGCUCGAUCUUGUCCAAUUUUCAUUGAACCAAGUUGUCCUAACGCCAGCGACGAUGUAGCGGGAACAUCUGGUGUUAACAUCAUCGGACCUAGCUCUUCUUCUCUGCCGACUUCGCCGAAUCGAGAAUCAUUACAGCAUCGUCAUUCUGGUCAAAUAUCUGUCAGAAAAGGUGUCGGUCAUCUGUCGUUGGAAUUGGAUCCACAUUGUAUUCCACCACAUGACGAAGAUGAACGCCAAGCUACUUCAAUUACCAAGUCACUAUCUCAAGGCACUGAUUUUUCUUGCGACUCGACUGACCAGUUAUUGGUUGUACCAUCACAUGGUGACGGAGAAGAUUCAUCCAAUAAAAUACCUCUACUUAAUUCCGCUAAUACGUACUUAACGGAAUAUACUGUCGGAGAGAGGAUGGGGCAGAUAUCACCUUUGUCUUCAAGUAGUGGGAGCAGGACGCCGAGUCCUGUGAAAUCGACUACUUUUCUUCAUCCAUAUAUUGAUGGUAUGGAUACCAUCGUUAGUCUGGGUAAAAACGGGAAGAUUCAAACUUCUAGUAAAAGAAAAACAAUGCCACCUAUUUCACCCAGCAAUGAUGAACCAACUGAAACCGCGUUCGAGCCGCGGACUAAAUAUCGCUCGACACCAAAUCUUCCAGAACCAGGAUCCAAUAGUUUAAAAAAGUUUCAACCAAAACGAAAGUCUUCCACUGAUCGCUGUAAAACAAAUACUUUAUCUUCUAAAACGAGUCAAAAAUCUGACCCUAAACAGUCGUGGGGCAGGUUCAGUACUAAAGGCAAAAAGCACGCUUCCAAAACCUCAUCUAAAGAUGAAACUACUACUCAUAUAAAGCCAAGUCCGUUAGCUUGUGAAAUUACGGAAAACGGAUUUGCAUCAGUGAACACGGUUCUGCUGCAACUUCCUGGGGGUUCGCAAGCUCCUGCUCACAAAUUAGCGUGUUUAGGAUCGGCGCUUGUAACAACAAGAAAUAUGAUUUGUCCUACAUUUAGCAAUGACACUCAAGUCUCAAAACCUCAUUUUAAAUCAAGAAGGUCAAAAAUGUUAUGAAAUGUUUAAUUCUAAUCUAACUUUUGUACGAGAUAACACAUAUGGUAAAUGCUGUGGGUGUUAAACCACACGCCAAUUUCAUCGGCUCGUACAAACUCAACAGCAUAAUACACAUCCCUCAAUUUCUUUUUUAGUUUUACUUUUUCUUGCCAAUUUUCUUGUUAUUUAUUGUUUUGUUUUCAAGUGUCUGUUUAGAUGCCAGUAUUUGCAAUUGUUGUGUUGCCAUAUAUUUUUAGCCAAUGUCUGAUUAAUUUUAAAUCGCAGUCUCUUUCAUUUUUGCUCCAUGCUGCACUGUAAAUAAAUAAAAUUUAUCGAUGUUUCCGUGUAAUUCCAUCACAUACAGAUGUAUAAUCAAUUUGGUUUUAUACGAAGUUCGAAAUUGAAUGUUUUUUUUUCUACAAUGCCACUUUAACAGUAAAAUUGGUAUUUAAAAAAAUAAUAUUUGUAUUUUAUUUGUUUGAUUUUUUUUUGAAUUUAGUUAGUAACCUUACUUAAAAGUGGAUAGUUAGGAUAAUAGAUUACCAAAUUUUUUAAUAGCUCAAAUGUUGAAAACAAUUGUUUGGAUAUACAUACAGUUGACAUUUUUUGUGAAUUGAACCCCUUAAAUAUUUAUAUUUCAGACAUUACCACCCAUUUUCAAUCAUACUGCUCUUUCUGUUUAAAAAUUCUUGCCAUUCUAGCAUAAUGCUUGGAAAUAACUCAUCUUGAUUACUUGCUUAUGCAUUGCUUUGAGAAGCCAUUAAAUACUUAUAUUGCAGUUGACUAAUGAUCAUACUCAGAUACAUUUUACCUAUGACAAGUUUUUUAUCAUUUUUUGUUCUUUUAAAUUAAUCAUUAAAUGCAGAAAUUUUCUUGUUGAGUAACAUCUUCAAUAUUGCAGUCGGCAUUUGUAUAAUCUAUUUUAUUUAGUUAUUAUUCCGUCUACCACACCUUCGUUUAAUUAGACGGGUGUUACUAUGUUUUCAAAUCAAAUAGUUUAAGUGAAAUGAUGCAAUGAACAAUCAAGCUUAUAUACGAAGUCGUUUUCACAAUAUCCCAAAAUCUCUGAAAUUAUUUUUGUUGUCACACUAAAGCACUUGUCAAACAGUUGGAGUGGUGUAUUAAAAACAAAUUUAUAUUUAAUCAGCGCUAUUGCAUUACUGUAAUAUGCUUUGUAAUAUAAUUUGUCCAUUUUUCACUCUUUCCAUUGGCACUUCAUCCAGUGUUAGCAUUCAGGUCACAAACCUGUUUGAAUCUAUUUUGGAAUCUUGUGAUAAUCUGCAAACCCCAUUCUGUUUUUAUAAAUCUAUAGGUUUUGUGCAUGGUGAACCUACUUUGAAUACAAAAGAGAACCUGUUCUUAAAAUUUCAAAUCCAAUCCAAACCUCUUUCAGAUACAAAAGAGAACCUGUUCUUAAAAUUUCAAACCCCAUCACUGACUUCAUUUGUAACAUACAAAUGACUAAUUAUAAAAGAACUGGAUUUUGUGAUGAAACUGGUUUUGACUGGUUUUGCAAUAAUGUUUGAAAACAAUCAUUUAUAAUAAUAGUUUGGUAUGUCUUUCUAUCCCUUUUACCAUACUGUAAGUCAGGGGUCGGCAACCUACGGCCGUAACAUAAUCCAGCCCGCGACUCUUCACUGAAUUAUAGUAACAAAACAGCUGUUGUGACGAUUAUAUUUUUCACGUUGCAAAAUUCAUUGCGAGACGUGUGCAGACUAAAUUAUAUUAUAAUCUAGCAAGUAUAAAAUACACAAUUACUUGUUUAAUGAGCCUAUAAUUAGAUGAUAAUUAGACAAAUGGCAACAAAACCCAGAAAAGUUGAUGCUAAAUGCAAAAGGGUCAAUGGCGCCAAAAAUGCAAUGCAAUGAGGGAAUAAAUAUAUAUUCUAUUCGAGAGAUGUAUCCCUCCUUCAUUUUCAUUAUAAAAAAUAUCAUCCGUUUGGUUUUCAAUUACUAAAAAUAUAUGCGGCUCGCCAAUGACUUGCAACCCUUAUUUUGGCCCGCGAGCGACAAAAGGUUGCCUGCUGUAAGUGAUAUAUUGCAAAUUUCACUCGAUUAAUUGUUGACAAUUUGUCGUUGAUGUAUGUAACACCCAGGUCAGCAGACUUCAAGCUUUCAAAUUAGAUCAAAAGAUCUUCUAGUGAAAUUAUUACAGUAUUCAUACUUUGCAAAAUCAACUAACUCACACUGUAUGCAAUGUUUGUAUAUUACUUUUAUGAUUAUUCAAUAUUGCUCAGUACUGUUUGCUGCAUCGAUAUUCCUUUAUUUCUUUCUUAUAAUAUCAAUCUAACCAUCAUGGAAAUGUUUUUAUUUCAUUUUUGUUAACCAUUGAAUUCAUACAAUUACGAAAUCCACUCUGCUGCUGUCAUCUGUCAUACAUCAAUAUGUAUUAGGUGUUGGUCAAUUUGGAUAUGAUAUUCCCAUCAAAGUGCCGACUAUUAGAAAGAACAAUGUCUUUGAUUCAUUUUUUCUUGCAUAUUUAUGCACUUCGAAACAAUCAUUCAUAUUGGUUUAUAUUUUCCAUUUGGGUGAUAUAAAACAUUGCUUUGUCGGCUGGUAACCGAAAUCUAUAGCUGGUCUAAUAAACAUGGUUUGUGUCUUAGAAUAAAAUAAUUAAAAAGUCAUGAUGAUUAUUUAAAUAUUUUAUGGGUUAAUGAUAAAUUUUAGAUUUUCAUUGAAAAUGUGAUUGCCAUUAUUUUAAGGGCUUGUGGUUUUUGAAAAAUCCACCAUAUUAUUAAUGUGUUCUUCUGACAGCAAUAUCAGUAUGAAAAAAUUGCUAUACAUCUAAGUAUAGUCGGUCGAUAAACGUCUUUUUUGAAUAGCCCGAGCAUGCCUACUUGCAAUGGUUAUAAGUUUGGAUUCCUUUUGCGAAGUUGCACACUCACAGCUAGAUUCACUAUUUGGCUUGCUGAGAUUUGUCUGUAUUUAUUUCCAAAAUAUCUAGGCCAAGACUACUUAAUCCCGUCAAAGGCGCAUUGAUCCUUUUGUCGAGGCGGUGUUGAUUACUCUUUUAUUAUCAAUGACACGUUUACUCAGAGCAUCGAAGGUUUCAAAGCAAAUUUAGCGUCAAACUGCGAAGACCCCGUUGAGGCGUAACCUCGUCUCGCAAUUUCCCGCCGACUCACAGCGGUGCUGUUUUGUCCCGUAUUUUUUUCUUUUUGUUUGUAUCGCCGGCCAUGUGUGGGGCAAGUAUGGAUCUCUUCUCACACGCACAUAUCAUGGAUGUUCAAUGCACGAUUAGUGGGAACUGAGCUCUGGCACUCGCGACCUAUUUUAUGUUCACAAUCAAGAUUUUUUCUUUAUUAUUAUUAAUUUACUUUUACUUUUGUACGAAUAAAAGAUGACACAAUUGAAA
This is a messenger RNA of Styela clava, 12960 nucleotides long. Its product is annotated as multiple epidermal growth factor-like domains protein 8. Gene Ontology annotation, molecular function: calcium ion binding; protein binding. NCBI's taxonomy places the organism in Eukaryota, Metazoa, Chordata, Ascidiacea, Stolidobranchia, Styelidae. The record is from RefSeq and is a predicted model, not a curated record.